Balaenoptera acutorostrata (minke whale) is the source of this 863-nucleotide messenger RNA. It is a transcript of the gene BRI3, whose product is annotated as brain protein I3. Bases 196 to 576 code for a protein of 126 amino acids. The transcript has 3 exons. NCBI's taxonomy places the organism in Eukaryota, Metazoa, Chordata, Mammalia, Artiodactyla, Balaenopteridae. The record is from RefSeq and is a predicted model, not a curated record.
CUUGUGACCGGCGGGGGGAGGCGCGGGGGGAAGCCCGCGGCACCCGCCUCCAGGGGGCCCAGCCCCGCCGCCGCCGCCGCAGCCCGCGAGGAGCGGGUCCCGCCGCCGGGCGUCCGGGCGUCCCCGCGAGUCCGAGUCGCAGCCGAGUCAGAGCGCGAGCGGGAGCCGGGCCGGGCGCGGUGGGCGCCGCCCGCCAUGGACCACAAGCCCCUGCUGCAGGAGCGGCCGCCCGCCUACAACCUGGAGGCCGGCCAGGGCGACUUCGCGUGCGGCCCGCACGGCUACGGCGCCAUCCCCGCCGCCGCCGCCCCGCCGCCGCCCUACCCCUACCUCGUCACAGGGUUACCCACGCACCACCCCAGGGUCUACAACAUCCACAGUCGAAAUGUCACCCGGUACCCUGCCAAUUCUAUCGUUGUUGUUGGAGGCUGCCCUGUCUGCAGGGUCGGGGUUCUGGAGGACUCCUUCACCUUCCUGGGCAUCUUCUUGGCCAUCGUCUUGUUCCCCUUUGGGUUCAUCUGCUGUUUUGCCUUGAGGAAGCGAAGAUGCCCCAACUGUGGCGCAAACUUUACUUAAAGGGAACAGCACACCCGGCUCCCCACGCCCAGCUCCCUUUUUCUGAUGUAAAUGUCGUGUACAAUAGCUUUAUGGGAUUCAGCUUCAGGACUGUGCUGUAAAGGGAGGUGGGCGGACUGGGCGCUGCCAGGAGGAGCCGAGGGCACAGGGGGCGGGAGUGCGGACGCGCACGGCACUGCUCCCAGGUCAACGACAGCUCAAUAAAGCACUGCUUUUAUUUUUCGCAGUCUUCAAUUUGAGAAAGGUGAGAAAUACUGUUUUAAAUAAAUGAGAUCCAUACCAUUGUU